Suillus fuscotomentosus is the source of this 774-nucleotide messenger RNA. RefSeq lists its product as uncharacterized. Bases 1 to 774 code for a protein of 257 amino acids. NCBI's taxonomy places the organism in Eukaryota, Fungi, Basidiomycota, Agaricomycetes, Boletales, Suillaceae. The transcript has a single exon. The record is from RefSeq and is a predicted model, not a curated record. Gene Ontology annotation, molecular function: nucleic acid binding; zinc ion binding.
AUGACGAACUCCAUUGACAACGACUCUAUCAAAAUAGCACUGAAGGACUCAGACUACGGAUCAGUCCUCAGAAUGACAGAAAACAGCGCGUUCAACGAAGCUGCUAUUCUAACCCCCGCGUACUCCCAAGCGAUCGACGAAAUCCUUGGUGAACAAGACGCCAGAACUGCAGCGUGUACAUCCCUCACCGUCUGCAUUAUACGAACCACGAAGCUGCUGGAAGAUGUAGCCAAUCGUGUUGACCUUGAUGAAGCAACUCGGAAACUUGCUAUACUUCAUCUGCAACGGUGGAUCAGAAACUUCGCACUUCACUUACUCCCCCUCGACUUCUCCGAUAUCACUGAUCAAGCGAUAAAGAAAGUUGAAGUGAAGCCACUUGUAGAAGAACCCCGCCCGGUACGCCCACUGAGAAGAAAGAAGGCGGCUACCAUAGAUCGAACCCGCACCACGCUCUGCAAGCACUGCGGAGGAUAUGGACAUAAGUUCAGAAAAUGUCCAGAUUAUGUUUGUUGCAUCUGCGAUGAACUCGGACCUGACCACCUGUCUGUCCACUGCCCACGACUCGAAGGACGCAUUGUGCUCCAAGAGUUUAGUGAUGAAGAGAAGUUUUUCGAAGCUCUUUUAGAUUGGGAGCAUAACCACAAGGCACUCGCGAACCUAGAACUUCGGCAUCCCACUGAACUUUCCCCAGUCCCUGAAACUCCCUCUGUACCUUCCGUCUCCACGUCAGCAAUUCCCGCACUACCUACUGCUACGAUGGAAGAAGAUGCUUAA